AACGACAGGAAGUUUUAUGAACGUGAUCGUGCGAGACCGAUUCGUGGUGACAUAACUUAUGUGAGGCUGCAGAUGUUUCUUUAACGACGAUUUUAAUAAUUUAACUAGAGAUUUUUACGCAAAUAUAAUAUCUGGUGAACGUUUUAAAAAAUCGGUUCUGUGUAAGGGAAAAUUUUAUCCAGCGGAGAUGACGAGUGCCUGGCAAAUCAAUGCAAUGGCACUUUUUAAAAUAAUGAUAUGAAAGUGGUGCUCGGAUGGGCCACGGCGGGCUAAAAAAAGGCGGCGGCGCGUAGGAAGCGGACCAAGAAGUGGCAGAUAAGGAGACCUCGUGUACUCCUCGUCCAAAGGGGCAGCAAACGUUGACGGAUCUCGUCAGUCGACGUACGCUCGUCAUCGCGUUAGCCACUGUGCCUCACAGAUUUCCUCGUUUCUUUAGAAGAGUGAGUGUUAUCGUGUAUUGUGAAAGGAGUGGAAUAGUAAUCAGUACGAGAGUAAAGACAGUGAAUCAUGAAAUUGAUCAAAUAUACAAGAACAGUGGUUCAAUAAUUUUUAACUAACGAACUAAUAAGCUUGUAUUUAUAAAUAGCGCAUUAUUUGAAUUAUUAAUAAGAAAUCAAUUAAAGAACUUUCGGAAGCAGAAUAAAAUUCUAUUAUACGCGGAAACAUAUGGAAGUUUAUGAGAUUUCUUAGAAGUGAACAGGAAGAGGGAAAAGUGGAGCAUGUGCCUAAUAGCAACUGGCUCGAGAAUGUGAUUAUUCUCGGAGAAACAUGUGUAAUAAUUUUGUUCAGAUUGAACGAGAAACCUUGGAGAUAUACGAAUGGGAAAACAAUAGUCAGAAAGAAAUAAGUUUCGGACGAUGAAUCAAACGUGAGAACGAUAAGCGAGAGAAGUUAUCAGCGAGUGUCACCGGGUAUCGUGCUUUCCGAGAAAGCAGUGAAAAUUAAUUAUUUUCAAUAAGGCAAGGUUGAAGUUCAUCGGUUCAGCCGACGGUUCACGGAAGACGCGUUUAAAACCCCAAAGCGGUUCAUUGGAGGCGGAAAGAGGAAGCUCUUUCUUCGAGGACGACGCUUAAGCGAUUCCCGCCGUCGUUUUUUGCGACCGCGGCAAGAAAAUCGGACGAUGGUUACGGAUAGAACGACUUAGCGGCUGCCGAGAAACGAAAAGGGUAAAAAGGAGAAACAUGGACAGAAAGAGAGAGAGAGAGAGAGAGAUGAAUUCAAGUGGCUGGACGGAUAAGGAACACUCGUGCGUUUAAUCGUCUCAGCCGAGGGUCAGACAAACGAUUGCUACCGUCUUACACUCCCAUAACAACUUGUUAUAUUCUGUGAUACAUAUUUCUAAAUAUCAUACAAUAAAAACACUUGCGAAUUUAAUAAUUCUCGAAAUAUGCAAAUAUGACAUUACUUUAUUCACGCAACCAAGCAAGCAAUCUUAUUUACGCUUCCAAUAAAGAAAUCAUAUUACAUUAUCUUGACCUCAAUUGUAACCUUCUUUCAUCAUAAAACUAUGAUAAUUCAAAUUAAGUUCAAGUGUCCAAAAUGACAAUUCUUUCGAAAGUUGUAUUAAAAUAUACACACAAUCACGCUCGAUGAAGUUUCUCACCGAACGAAACGAAUUUAAUGGAGUUAAUGGAGAAACGUCUGAAUGCUAAAUCUUUGUUCAAAUCAUCUGCAACAGAGAUAAACAACUUGGAUACAAAAGAACUGUGCAUGUUCGAAUAGAUGAGAAAGGAAAACAGAUAAAACAUAAGAAAAUGCAGUGAAUAAUAUAUGAAAUAUAUACGCGCUCGCACUGUUCGUUUGGAAACAUGUUACGACGAGGGAGCGCAUAAAGACGAUACAAAAUGGGCGAUUCGGUAACAAACGGCACGAUUUUCGGUCUCGAGUCGGGGGGCGAGACUCUGAAGCACUUUCCGCGACCAGUUACUAUCGCGGCCGCCGUUUGCGCGAUAAUUUUCAGCAUCGUCGGAGUCGCAGGUAAUCUGGUAACAGUGAUUGCACUCUUGAAAUAUACAAGAUUAAGGCGACACGCUACGACAGCUUUUGUUAUAAGUCUCAGUAUAUCCGACUUAAUUUUUUCUGCUGUAAACUUGCCGUUAACUGCGAGCAGAUAUUUAAACGAGGCUUGGGUGCUCGGUGAGACUCUCUGCAAGGUGUUCCCGCUGUUUUUUUAUGGAAACGUGGCAGUCUCUUUGCUCAGCAUGGUGGCGAUCACCAUCAAUCGGUACAUACUUAUCUCAAGGUCUGACAUAUACGCGCAACUCUACACCACGAAACGAAUAAUUCUGAUGCUGAUUGCCAUCUGGACUUUAAGUUUCUCUUUACUUCUACCGCCACUGCUCGGUUUCUGGGGCACGUUAGGCUUAGAACCAUCCACGUUCUCCUGCACUAUUUUAAAGAAGAACGGUGCAAGUCCAAAGAAAUUUCUAUUCGUCUUAGGUUUCAUCGUGCCUUGCGUGGUGAUAAGCGUCUCGUAUCUUUGCAUUUACUGGCGCGUGCGGAAGAGCAGAAAGAAUCUGGAGGCGCACGUCGGCAUGUCCAGGAGAAAAGCUGGCGGUUUUCAAAGAAGGGAGGAUUCCAGGGUGACCAGACUGAUGUUGACCAUAUUCCUCUGUUUCUUAUUAUGCUUCAUGCCGUUGAUGUUAGUGAACGUUAUCGACGAUAAGAUCAAAAUCCCGAUUUUACACGUGAUAGCUUCUGUACUGGCUUGGGCAUCUUCCGUUAUCAAUCCUUUCAUUUAUGCCGGUACCAAUAAACUUUAUAGGGAGGCAUACAGACAGGUUUUGUGCUCAGCAUCGAGCAAAACGCCAAGUACAGGGCCCAAACCGACGCAUUCACACUCGAGCAAAGUGUCAUCGCCUCAGGCGACUUGAAAUUUGACAGUUCGAUUACAUAUUGCUAUUUAAGUAUUUAAGAUUUGUACAUAUACAAUCAUUUAUGCAGUGGGACAACACUCCUCAGUGCCAAAUUAAUUGAAAUUUAUUAUAAUCUGUAGAAGUCGAUAAAGAAGACUGAAAGAGAGGUGAAUGCACAUGGAAAGCAAUAAUAUUAUGAACGAUUUUCCUCUCUAUUCAUUGGGCAUUCAUUAAAAUAUCUAAUUUAAAUAAUAUAAUUAAUACUAGAUUGACUAUAUAGUGUCAAGCCAAUUGAUAAAAUUAUAUUAAAUUAUUAUUUUUCUAUCUAUUCAAUAUUUUAGUUCGUAAUAUAAAUAAGUGACAAACACAUGUACAAAAGAUAUGAAAUAUUAGUAUAAUAUUAUCAUGUAAAUAUACAGUUAAGAACAAAACUGAACACACACUGUAUAAAAUUGAAUAACUUUUCUAAAGUCAGACCAGGCGACCUAAGUUUUCUUAAGUAGUCAGAUGGAUUAGUUUAUUAAAUGAUGUGUACAUUAAAUUAAUCCACCUGACUACUCAAAAGAACUCAGGUCGUUUGAGAUUCGACUUGAGAAAAGUUAUUCAAUUUUAAUUAGCAUGCGUUCAGUUUUGCACUUGACUGUACAUACUUUAGGGAAUAAAUUAUAAGUAAUAUCUGAAUCCAUUUAUUAAAUAUAAAGAGCGAAGUAACUUAGUGAUUAUAAUAGAUUAAAUUUUUUACAUAUGAUUAGGAAAAUGUGUUUUCCCAUGCAAUGAAACCUGCAAUGGAAUUAUCAUCGGCACAUCUUCGACACUCAAUUUAUAAUACUGGUACAGUUUUCGCGCCGCGCCGGCAUUCGUGAAUCGAAGCGUUCGUCUCGGAUCCGAUCCAGCACUCCGAUACGCCAGCGUGCAAUUUACUGUCAUUCGUGAACACGCCGUACUUCUGGACAGAGAGGAGGCUCUGCUCUUCUUCUUGCUCCGCUGUAAAUCGUAUCGUCGAUAGAGGUGCGCGGUUGCGUUAUGUUGCCGCUAAUUUGGAUUUAUGUUCGCAUUCGCACGUCGCGUCGCUGCCUCGUCGCCUCCGACAGAAUCUUCGAUCGCACCUUCUCCCGUUUCCACCUCUAACAGAAAAUCCUGCGAAUCUCCUGUCAAUCGAAUCUCUUCGAAACGUAACGUGGAAUAAGAUACAUUAUUCAUUCAAUAGCGAAAUUCUAGGAAAAAUGUUUAUAAAGUACUUUCUUUCCGUAUUCUUUCAAAUCAUUUCUUAUCAUCAAACAAAUCUUUAUACAAAUAGAAUUUACUAUAAAAUCUUGAAGAAGCCGGACAAUUUAUUUAUUUUUUAUAGUUUUUCUCACGGUUAUUGAGUAAUGGGCGGAUGGCACGAUCUUCUAUCAACCAAGCGUCUUAUCCAACGACAGAAGGGGGCUAGAGCAACGCGGGCGGGGGCGUUGCGCGAAAAAAUGAUGAAUCCGAUCCGGCGUGGUAGCGGGGAGUACACGGGUCGACAUUACCCGUCAUUAUCGUGGCUCGGCCAACCACUGUAAUCCGUAUUUCAUUUUCUGCCGGUUUUUUCUUACCCACCGCCGCCUCGCCCGUAGAACAAGUGGUUACGGGUCUAGAUUACAGGCGUCGUCGGACGACGACCGAUAGUUUCCUCGAUAGAGCCUCCACCCUCCGUCGGUUUUGCACCUUCCACCCUCUCUCGUUCUUUAACGACAAUCAACUCGGCAUGACGAGAUCAUUCCAAAAAUGCAGUACGACAAGAUUGCCUUUGAUAGAUACAAAAUUGAUGACUAUUAAAAAUAUAAAAAAAUUAAUAUCUCAUGUAAAUUACAAAAAUUAUUAGACAUCGACCAAAGCGAGCAAGAAUUUGUUUAGUCGUUAAUUAAGCAGCUUCAGGUAAUCCUCCUGAUUUUUAUUUAUCCUCCAGUUUGUAUGCUUGUAUGAGGUAUCGUUUGGCGAGCAAUUAGUUCUAUCUUUCUUAACCCCGUUAACCUAUCGACCUGUUCUUCUACGCCGCAUCCUUGGGACCGAUUACACACAUUCUUGCUGGACAAGGUUGUUAGAAAGGGUCGACGGAGAAAGACCGGUGAACGUGUCCAUGUCGCGGUAAUAAGGUGUAAAAGGAAACUCGAGAGCAGAGAAUAAACAAACUAUGUAUUUAAGUACCCGAGGCUGAACGUUCCGCUGAAAAUUUUUGCGAAUCUUCGAAUUGCUCGGUUCGUUUUUUAAUUAGAUUUUUAAAAACUAUCGUUCUUGCUCAUGUUGGUGGAAGAGUGUAUAUUGUAUCUAUUAGUGGAGAAGCAUACAAUACAAAAUAAUGAAAUUCAUAUAAACGCAGAUUGAAAAUUGGAAAUUUUAUUAGUUAUAUGAGAUGCAUUUAUGUUAUUUAUGAAAAUAAUGUCGCUUAUGCUAGAGGCGAGUUUAGGAAAUGGAGAAAAAAAGAAGCUGAGGCAUCGAACAUGAGGGAAUUAACCGCGAGGUCGAAGGGUUAAGGCGAUAAGUGGGAACCCAAAGAAGAGGGGGAGGGAGGGAUUAACCUUCUUUCGAUGGAAAGAUGAGAUACACGGGAUCGCGAGAUGGAUAAAAACGCAAGAGAUUAAUCGUCUCGAAUAGCGUUUGAUCGGCAGCUUCGAAUGAUUUCGUAAUUAAAAUGCGUAUAAAGUAAUG
Messenger RNA from Ceratina calcarata, 5528 nucleotides. RefSeq names its product Trapped in endoderm 1 (gene Tre1). The record is from RefSeq and is a predicted model, not a curated record. Lineage: Eukaryota; Metazoa; Arthropoda; Insecta; Hymenoptera; Apidae. Gene Ontology annotation, cellular component: membrane. Gene Ontology annotation, molecular function: G protein-coupled receptor activity. The coding region runs from base 1845 to 2873 and encodes 342 amino acids. Gene Ontology annotation, biological process: G protein-coupled receptor signaling pathway. The transcript is spliced from 6 exons.